Arctia plantaginis is the source of this 543-nucleotide messenger RNA. Lineage: Eukaryota; Metazoa; Arthropoda; Insecta; Lepidoptera; Erebidae. The record is from the annotation of a GenBank genome assembly.
AUGAGUGGACCUGAGUUUGUUUCAUCGAUGUUUUCCCAAAUGAUUGAGCCUAUUAUGCCCAACAUCAAGUUACAAUCAUCCGACAGUGAAAUAUUUACUGUCGACGUCGAAAUAGCUAAAUGUUCAGUGACGAUUAAAACUAUGCUCGAAGAUUUAGGAAUGGAAGACGACGAGGAAGAAGUUGUUCCAUUGCCGAAUGUCAAUUCUGCUAUAUUAAAAAAAGUUAUUCAAUGGGCUACUUACCAUAAAGAUGACCCACCAUUGCCCGAAGACGAUGAAAACAAAGAAAAACGGACAGACGACAUUUCAUCAUGGGACGCAGACUUUUUGAAAGUUGAUCAAGGCACACUGUUUGAACUAAUUUUAGCUGCAAACUAUUUAGAUAUCAAAGGUUUACUUGACGUAACAUGCAAAACAGUAGCCAAUAUGAUAAAGGGUAAGACUCCUGAGGAAAUACGAAAAACUUUCAACAUUAAAAAUGACUUCACUGCAGCUGAAGAAGAUCAAGUCCGUAAGGAGAAUGAGUGGUGUGAGGAAAAGUAA